AUGAAUCCUGCCAUCCGUCCGGGCAAUCGCUCCGAUGAGGAGCUGUUUCUCAACACCACCGGGCAACCGCGGGCGGAAUCCCCGGUCGUUGAGCCAUUGCGCAUUAACAAACGCGACACCCCUUCGCCUGCUGCACAGAGCAAUCCUCUCCCCUAUCCCGACGACCGUCCACGCCCACACCAGAUGCGCUCCUCCAGCUCCAGCAGCUCGAGUCCUACCGCCGACCCGGGUCGCUCAGCGGGGUCACCGAGGCCCACCGAGUACCCUGCCGCGCUCCGGCCGCGAGAUGGCCGUGAACCGAAGCCGGCCACGCUGGCGGAGCGUCGAGGAAACAUACCCAAGCCGCUUCCAGAGUCCCCCGCCAGCGACGGCCCGGACCGAGAGGGGCUCUUUGCGAGGAAAUACCAGCGUGGUCCGGCGCCCCCUCCCGCGGUGACUGGGGCACAGUUGGAUGGGAAUAACUAUACCGACUACCGUCAGCAGCAGUACUGGCCGCCGCCCCAGCCUUUGAGCUCUGCUGGACCCUCCGCGAGCCAGACCCUGCAACCGCCCAACAACGCCAUCAAUCGCAUUAGCUCCACCGCAUCCACCUCCACCACGCGAGCCCAGCGAGGCUCUCCCCCACCCCCGGAGACCCCCAUCGUCGAACCCGGUCACCCGCCGGCCUCGGAUAUCGAGGCGCGAUAUGCUGCCUCGGGCAUCGCGGGCACCUCGACGCUCACCGGCUUACAGGCUCAGAGCGCCGCCGCGCAGCGACGAGCAGAACAGUAUGCCGGCCAGCAGCCCCGGAACCCGGUGCAGAGGCCGUGGACGCCGACCGAACAGCCGGGCUCGCAACCCCACGGCCCACCCACAGUGUACCAGGGAGCAGAGGUAGUAUCCGAUGGCCCUGCGCCGAACACGCUCGCCGCAAACAAACCUGCGGCCGCCGCCGCCUCCCCACCGCCGCCGGCUCAGCAUCCGGCGAGAAUCCCGCAAAAUGCGCUGGAGCAGGACCUCGAGCGCAUGCGCAUUAGCUCGUCGCCUCCGCCGGCGUACUCCAGCGUCUCUGGACCGGCCGCUUCGCAGGGAUAUCCGAAUGAGAAGCAGCGCAUGCCGGCGUCGACCGCUCCGCCGGUGUCGGCAGGCGCUCAUCCUGCUAUGGCGGCGCCUGCUGCUGCUGCCAGUGCUGCUGCAAUGCCUGUCACUGCGGUGCAGGAACAUCCGGCGUUUGCGAAUGACCCGGCGCUUCAGCAGCCUCUCCGGCAGUCGCCGGUAAAUAAUGCGCAGAAUGGCCUCCCGCAGGAGCCACAGCAGCAGGUCCAACAAGCCCAGGUCGGCACCCUUCCGCCCGCCUCUGGUGUCCCUCCUGCGUCGCCUCCGCCGCUCCCAGAGGGCUGGAUCGCCCAUCUCGACCCGAACUCGGGGCAGUACUACUACAUCCACCUGCCCACGCAGUCGACGCAGUGGGAGUUCCCGAAGGGGCCGACGCCGUUGAACCUCAACGAGACCCCCCUGUCGCCGGUAGGAAGUGUCUACAGCAGUCAUCCGCUUACGUCGCCGGGGCUGUCGGCGUUCGGGAAGCCGAUGGCUUCGCCGGGGCUGCCCAUGACACCAGGGUAUGAGAGUCUGCAAUCGCCAGUCGCAGCGGGAUUCACCGGCCCGCCUCCGAGCAGCGGCGUCGACCUGUAUAAAGUGGCGCCCACCAAUGGAGUCUACUUCGGACCGUAUCUCCGUUACACCAACAUGGAUAUCGAGCGAGGUCUGUGGCUCGGGUCCAUCCUGCUGGUGACGGAUGCGGCCCAGCCGCCGACCAUCCACAUCCACCAGAGCGUCGACCUGUCGCCCAACCCUCGCCAGCUGAAGGCGUUCCCAAUUGCGGUCCAUCGACGAUGGACGUUCUACAAGUACGAGGUUGACCUGCGGAUGGAGGAGUCGGGCCCCGCCAAAUGGACGUACGCGAUUACCUCGCACCUCGGCUGCACGCGCUACGAGUUUCUAGUCGCUGGACGAUACGAAACAAACUGGCGGUUCAUCGCCACCUCCGGCAACGACUUCUCUUUGAACGUGAACGCUAACGAGCGGUCCCGGCUGGGUGGCGUGGGGUUCAUGUGGAAAGACAUCAUGCAGAAGCACAACGAGAUUGGCGGGUUCCAUGCGCAGCUGUGUCUGGGCGGCCAGAUCUACGCGGAUCGCAUGUGGAAGGAAAUCGCCUCCCUCAAGCAGUGGCUGGCGAUCAGCGGAAAAGACGCCCGGAAGAAUGUGCCUUGGACGGCGGCCCACGAGGAAGACGUGUCGCAUGCGUACUUCCAUUACUACACGAGCCACUUUGACCAGCCAUACCUGCGGGAGUCGUUUGCGCAGAUCCCCUACGUCUGUCAGCUGGAUGACCAUGAUAUCUUCGAUGGCUUCGGCUCAUACCCCGAGCACAUGCAGUUCUCGAACAUGUUCAAGAACAUCGGCCGCAUCGGCAUCGAGAUGUAUCUGCUCUUCCAGCACCACACCACGCUGGAUAUCCUCCGCAACGUCAGCACCGACACGGACCUGUUCACCAUCACCGGCACCGGCUGGCAUUUCGUCAAGUAUCUCGGUCCUGCGGUGGUGGUCGUCGGGCUGGACUGUCGCUCUGAGCGGAACCCUCACCAGGUCGUCGCCGGCCCGACCUACCAAGGCAUCUUUCCCAAAGUGGCCAUGCUGCCGCCGUCCGUGCAGCACUGUCUGUGGAUGAUCUCCGUGCCCGUGGUGUACCCGCGGCUGGAGACGGCUGAGCACAUCGCCCACACCGUGGCGUCUGGCAAGCGGGCCGUCACCGGCGCCUACAACGUCCUGGGCAAGGUGACCAGCUCGGUGGCUGGGGUCGUCGGCGCCAAAGAGGUGGUCGGGUCAGGUCCAUUCGGCGAGUUUGACCUGAUGGACGAGCUGCGCGAUCAAUGGACGCACGAGUCGAAGGACCUCGAACGCACAUACCUCAUCCGCACGCUCCAAGGCAUCGCGCACCAAAAGUCGCUAAGAAUGACCUUCCUCUCCGGCGCCGUCAACGCCUGCGGCGCCGGCCUCGUCCACGACCCAGCCCACCCCUCCGACCACAAAACCAUGUACCAGCUCAUCUCGUCGUCCGUCGUGAACAGCCCGCCGCCCAGCUACAUCCUCAAACUGCUGCACGGCAGCAACAAGCCCAUCUACAUCCCGGCCAACGGGCACCGCUCCACGCCGUCCCAGCCUACCGAUACCAAGGAAGACAUGAUGGAGAUCUUCCAGUCGGAUGUGACGGGGCAGAGCCGCGAGCACCGGAAGUUGAUGGGGCGGCGCAACUAUGUGGCAAUCGUGGCGUAUGACCCGGACCUGGUCUCGACGUUCGGGCAGCACCAGGGCCAUGGCGGGAAGCUGAACCUUGCGGCGGAUUUUAUGGUGCAGGGCGAGGGGGCGUAUGGGAAUGUGGUGAAGUUUGGGCCGGUCAUUGUUCCGAGUUUGGGGUGA
Messenger RNA from Aspergillus terreus NIH2624, 3456 nucleotides. Its product is annotated as WW domain protein. Lineage: Eukaryota; Fungi; Ascomycota; Eurotiomycetes; Eurotiales; Aspergillaceae. Gene Ontology annotation, cellular component: membrane. The coding region runs from base 1 to 3456 and encodes 1151 amino acids. The record is from RefSeq and is a predicted model, not a curated record. Gene Ontology annotation, molecular function: protein binding. The transcript has 4 exons.